AUGAUUAUAAACAUUUUAUGGAAUACAUGUGGAGCUACAAUAUGGGGUUGGGCUUUAACAAUUUCACCUGAUAAUUCACGUCAAGAAGUUAUUAAAACAUUAGGAGAAGAUUUUUUUUAUAAUUUUGAUGGAACAAAGACAGAAUUUUUUGUCCUAGAACCAUUAUCAAUAAGUGGAAUGUGUGCAUUAGGUCAUAAUUCAAUAACAUGUAUAGUUGUUGUUUUAAUUGUAUUUAAAACAUACAAAGGUGUUCAGGUGUCAUUAAGAAAAAAUUCUGGUAAAAUGACAAAUAAGUCAAAAAAUUUACAAAAACAACUUAAUACAACAAUGUUAUUGCAAGCCUUAACACCUCUUAUCUUUUGUAUAAUUCCCGUCUUAACAAUGGUAUUUUGUUGCUUUUUAAAAAUUCUUCUGAAUGGUUUUAGUUCAAUAUUUUUUAUAACAUUUAUGCUUGUCCCUACAAUCAAUGCUUUAAUUUGUCUUAUAUGUGUAAAAGUUUGUCGUCGAAAAAUUAUAGAAUUUUUUAUAAAAGAAAAAAUUAAAAUCAUUUCAUCAGUUAAUUCUAAAAUACAAGUUCAGUAA
This is a messenger RNA of Strongyloides ratti, 582 nucleotides long. Its product is annotated as 7TM GPCR, serpentine receptor class r (Str) family-containing protein. The record is from RefSeq and is a predicted model, not a curated record. The transcript has a single exon. Bases 1 to 582 code for a protein of 193 amino acids. NCBI's taxonomy places the organism in Eukaryota, Metazoa, Nematoda, Chromadorea, Rhabditida, Strongyloididae.